GGGUUGGUCCUUGUCCCUCAGCACUGUUUCUGCCUCUCCUUACAGAAGAGAUGAGCAUCUGGCAGAGCUGGGGCAUCAGGGCAGGGCUGUGAGCACAACAGGCAGGCCGAAGGCAAGGAAGCUGCAGAGGCUGCCGGGGGACCAGGAACAGAGCAAGCUGGGCAGCCCACUUACCUUUCCCUAAGCCCUUGCUGUGCUGUGGAUGUGCCCCACCCUCAAGGGCCACAUGCCUCCUGAGCAGCAUCCAGACCCUUACCCCUUCAGCCCAGGAGCUUGCAACCCAGUGGUGUCUGCUAGUCACCGACUGGGUUACAUUUUGAGAGGAUGGAGGAUUUGUGUUUAUACAAGGUCGGGGGAGGGAGGGGAAGUGCCCCAGUAUUUUCUAACCUGGCCAUAAUAACAAUCCUCUGCCUUCUAUGCUGUGCUGAUGCUAUGCUUGAAAAUGGUCCAGUCCAGCUGAGGGACCUUCAUCACGAGAUGCAUAUUUUCCGCUGAACUUCCUGGGGAAAAGAUAAACAGAAAAGAAAUGCAAAAGGCAGCCCCAUUAGGAGCAGUGGAGUAUGAUGAAAUGUAUCCCACUGAACUUGUAUGCACAGCAGUCUCGUGCCAAUAACAGGAGGAAAAGAAAUGGAGCCAAAAAUGGAGCAUCCUGCUGCCUUUCCCUGGAGCCUGCUCUAGUGACUGCGAGCAAGAUAAUAGACAGCGAGAACGAAGCGCUGCUGGCAGCCCUCACCGAGACACUGGAUGAUAUACAGGGAGAUGACAUGGGCCUGGCUGCCUUCCGAACUAUGGAAGAGGGGGACACACUCAACCAUGCCUACACCUCGCCUGCCCCCUCCCCCAAACCCACCGUCCCGGUCACGGGCGGGCCACCCCCGGCCCCCGAGUUUGAUGAGCUGUCUCUACUGAAGAAGUUGCUCCUCUCUCCAUCACACGUGCCUCCGAGCUGUGAGGCUCAGCGGGACGGGAGCGCCCGGCGCCCGGGGACCCCUAAGUCCCGACCCGCACGGCCCUGCACAAAGGUGGAAGGUCCCCGGGAAAGAAGGGUGAGUGUCUCGCAGACGCAGAGCCGCAGCUGCACCGAGCUGCACCGGCACCUAACCUCCAUCACUCCUUGUCCCCAGACCAAAGGCCCUGGGGCGCCUGAGGAGUGCCCCAGCAGCCGCCACCACACAUCCCCAGGUGACUGCACCCAUCAUGAGGAUGACAGUGACUGCAGUGAGGACUCACUGAGCUCUGGUGACUCGGCAACCCCCUCCUCCUUGGCAGAUGAUGGCCCCAGAAGCCAGUUCUGUGAUGGGGAGAUGCACUCGGUGGUGGAACUCAUCCGCUACAUGCACACCUAUUGCCUGCCGGCGCGGAAGAUGCCCAUCCGCGACACCACCGAUGCCAAGACCCAGCCUUGCAUCAGCCCCUUCAAGAGAGCAAAACCAGACUGCCCUGCAAAGCCAGGAGCCCCUGCCAGCACCCAGAGCCGCCCGGGCUGCACUUGGCAAGUGGCUGGGGCCUGCAAGAAGCCUGGAGCAUCCUUUUCCAUCCUGAAGGAACUGCUGGCACGGGAUCUACUGUGUGAUGUGAGCAAGCCAUACCGCCUGGGCAAGCCCGUGUAUGCUGCCCUGGCCCGGCCACCUGGCUCCCUCUCCCCUGUGCCAGCACCCCAUGAUGGGGAGGAUGUCACUGGGACCUGCACAUCACGAGCCAAAACAGCACCAGAGAAGGGUGAGCCACAGCAGAGCCCCAGGCCUGAGGCAGAGGCAUUGCAGGAGACAAGUGGACUUGAGGAUGAUGCUGGGACGUGUGUGGGUGUAGCUGCAGGGAAGGUGGCCCACAAGCAGGAGAGCACCAUUUAUGCUGUCCGUCGAUCCAAGAGACUCAACCCCGAGCUUGGCCACUGGCUUUCCUUCCUUGAUAAGCCAUCUCCUGACCCCUCCAGCCCCAGGGAGGCAGGGGACAGUCGCAGCCCCCGGAACGCUCUGACUUACAGGCAACCCACACUGUGCCCAGUGUUGGAGGGCUUCUCUGCUGAAGAGCCUGCAGCUGAAGUGGAGGUGGGGGGCACGGCACCACCAGCAGAGCACCAGCCACUCUCCCUGGGCUCCCCAGGCCAUGGUGAGGUGGGCGAUGGGACUGAGAGCCAGCGCUGUGCCCUCCUGGAGCAAGCAGAAACACCUCGGUGUCUCACGCUGUCCUUGGCACAAACUGACCCAACCUUUGGGAAAAGAAACUUUGAGCCGAUGCUGACUGUGGAGCUGUGUGGGACAGCAGGUCUCACGCCGCCCACCACUCCACCAUAUAAGCCUGCCGAGGAGGACCUGUACAAGCCAGACAUCCCCCAGGAGCCAGGGAAGGAGGAUGGGACAGCCCCCAGCCCCAGGGGUGCAGGCGAUCCGGCAGCUUCCCGGAAAGCCCCCAGGAAGCACCCCGAGAGGACAGAGCUCUUCGCCCACCUGAGCCGAGCCGCCGGGCGCCCUGCACUCCCCGAGCAGCAAGGUGUGCUCAAGCGGCCCUUCUCCCGCUCCUUUGGGGACCACGACUACUGCCAGGUGCUGAAGACCGAGGCCACCAUGCAGAGGAAAGUGCUCAAAUCGUGGGAGCCCCUGGGCCAGGUGGAGUCGGACCACAAAAGGAGGAUCCCAGCUGCCCACUACCAGGGGCUGGACCUCAGCGGCAAGGAAGCAGGCAGCGAGAUGCUGUGGAAGAAUGGCAUCAAGCAGCUGAGAGACCAGGAGAUCAGAGCCAGCUUAACAAAGCACUUUGGCUUUCUGGACAGUGCUCUUGAUGAUGACAUGGCCUUCUGCAAGAUCCCCGAGUAUGACAACGUCUUUGAAGACAGCUGCAGUGAGAGUGGCUCCCCUGUGGAGGAGGAGGAAGAGGAAGAGGAGGAGCAUGGUGAUACCAAGCUGUGCCUGCGGAGAAAUCCCCAUUCCAGGACCAGUUCACUUUACUGUUCCCGGAGCAGGUCCAGCUCAGGGUCUUCGUGCUGCCGGUCCCGAUCGCCCACGAGCAGACGCACCUUCAGGUGUGAGAAUGGUGAGCAGUGUCAGAGCGGGAGCAGGCACCGGGGCCAGCUGGAGAAGAGACGAGAAAAGGCGAUCGGGGAAGGCCGGGUGGUGUAUAUCAGAAACCUCUCCAGCAGCAUGAGCUCCAGUGAGCUGAAGAAACGCUUUGAAGUCUUUGGUGAAAUCGUGGAGUGUCAGGUCCUGUCCAGGACUAACAGGGGAGAUAAAUAUGGCUUCAUCACCUACCGGUAUUCAGAGCAUGCCGCCUUAUCUCUGAAGAAUGGCACCUUGCUAAGGAAGAGGAACGAGCCUUCAUUCCAGCUCAGCUCUGGUGGCCUUGGGCACUUCUUCUGGACCAGAUAUGCUGACUUGGAUUGCAGCGCGGAGGAGUCCUCCUCAGCUCCAGUGAAAAGCAAGUACGAGACCAUGGAUUUCGACAGCUUGCUGCAGGAGGCCCAGCUAAGCCUGCAUCGGUAACAGCCUUAACCUUGGAGGAAUACCUCAAUACCUCAGUCAAGGCACUUCCAAUAUGUUUACGUUUUCAAAGAAAUUAUUCAGUCUGCGGGAGCGAGAGCGAGCGAGAGCACAGGCGCGAGAGCGAGAGCGAGCGAGAGACUGCUAUCCCUUCGAUCGAUGUUUACAUUGAACAAAGCUGCUUCUGUCUGUGAGUCCCCAUGGUGUUGAUGUCUCACUGCCACACGUUAGUGUCCCCCCACCCUGCUUCUGACUGGUUGUUUCAGGGUGAGCCUAGGAGCCACCCCUGGGCCCUGCCCCUCCAACACCACCCAGCCCUGCCCAUGCUCCUGCUGUGGAGUUGCAGCUGUGUUCACCAUAACAUUUUUUUUGUCUGUAGUGUGUGAUGAUGAAAUUGUUAAUUGUGAAUAGAAUCAGGAUUAUAAACUAAUUUUUAAUAGAAGAAGAGAAAAACAAAAAAAAAAGUAUAUACUUAAAAAAAACCAGAAGUAUUUAUGGCUCAGAUGUACUGUAAUUCAGAUUUAUUGUACCGCUUCCUUGAUUUUUAACUAUGCACUGUAAUGAGGCACUUGCCACUCAGCAAAUGGGGGGGUCAGAGCAGAGUCACGGAGCUGGCAUCCACCCCUCGGCCAUGGAGGCACCCCCUUUCCCACUGGCAACCCAGGGUGCUUGACAGUCUGUGUGGGUCGCCCACUUUGCUCUCAAAGCCAUUCGUCGUGCUCACAUGGCCCCAGCCCCUCCAGCCCACCUGGGUCAUGGCUCUCAAAUGUUAAGCUCAGUCCUGGUGCACAGUGGAGCCAAUGGGCAGUGGGGAACACCAGUGCUGUGCCAUUCGUGCCGUGGGGCUCUGCAGGAUUAAAUGAUAGGGGCCACCGAAGGAUACACCACCCAGGGGUCAGCCAGGCAGCGCUGUUCCAGCCUUUGAAGACAGGAGAGAAGGGCCAGGGGGCUGGAGCCUGUCAGACUUGAUCCAGUGAGUCUUAGUGGCAUAGUCUGGGGGACUGGCACCUCCAGGUCCUAGAAAGGGAGUUGGCUUUUCUCUGGCUCCCUGGGUGGCUGGGAGACCAGACGGGUGGAGUGUAUUGCUUCUUGUUUGCUUCUGCUCCCUGCAAAGCAAGCAGCACAAGAAGACCCAUCCGUGAUCCCCCCCUGGCAGCCAGCCCAAAGUCCAGAGUGGCAGAGCCACACCAAACACCCACCCUACUGACACCCUGCCCAUGCCCUGUCCGGUACCUGAUAAGCCAUACAAUUCCCCAGCACCCAGCUGGCACCUGAGAUCCAUCCCUCAUGCCCGUCAGUGCCCUAUGGCAUGCUUACCCACUCUGCCUCUGGAUGGAAGCCCUCAGGGCUGCCAAGCAGUGCUGGAUUUAAGGCACGCUCAAGCAGCACCACCACCACAAAAGUUGCUUGCAAACUUGCCCUCCAUCUCCAGGUGAGAUGAGAGUAGGGGAGAGCCCAGCACCAGCUGGAGGAAAUCCCACCAUGAGCUGGCCAGAGGCUCCAUCCUCCUGAAGGAACAGGAAUCUCACUGCUUCUCAAGCCAUUGCCAUCAUCUCCUUUUGUUUUUCUGACUCAGAGACCACUAGGGAUUCAGCCAUCCUCUGUAGAUAGAAUAUUAUAGCCUUAACUCUGCCAAUAGCUAGAUUAGAGUCUCGUGGGGUCUCCCCUUGACAUGACGUAGAGGUUUUAUUCUCAUUUUCCUGGUGUGGGUACUAUUUCGUCUCGCAGGGAGUAUGACCAAAGCCUCCAAAGUUGCAUGAGAUGUGGUGCCAAGAGCCUGUGCCCUGCCGAGGCGGCCCUGGCUGUGGGGCCAUGCAUGCAGCUGGUCUCUGGUGGGAGCAGGAGUGCCAGCAGCGCCGAUACCAGCACAGCUCCGUGGCUGUUUCUCCCUGCUGUCGGGGAAACUGAGGCUCUGACACCCAGCUUGGCAGCGUGAGGUCCGCAGACCACUGCAGUGACAGUUACUGUCAGGGAACAGUCCUUGUGCCAUUUCUGUCUCAGCAGCGAGUUUGGGCAUAACUCCUGCCACAACCUCCCCCCACUUCCCAUCCCACCUUCACACACACGAGCAGCUCUGGCUGAGACGGAGCAUCUGCUAUUGGCAAUUGCCUCAUUGUAGCUUUGCCUUUUUCUGUCCUAGUAUUUCCUCACAACGAUGAUGUUUACAUGUGAUUGCUAUAGAGCUUAUGUAGAAUGUAUAUAGCGACACAUUUAGGGUGGGUAGUACUGUCCUGUGCUGUGCUGAUGUUUUUCAGAAAACGAUCAAUCCAAAAAAAAACAACCAAACAAAAAGCUAAGUCAGUGGAAUUCUUCCAUCUCCUGCUCAGCCAGGGGCACCAAGCCCCUGCAGCCGGGUCCUGCUGGGGAUGCAUCAAGUGUGCCAGAGCGGAAGGGUUUGUACAGAGCUGGGGGAGCCCUCUCCGGGGGGCAUCACUCAGUCACUUCCCAAGCAUUGCUUAUGGUGUACCCAGAUACAAAAUUUCACAUUAUUUUCUUGCAGCUGGGUGUCCUGGGUCAGCCCACAGCCCCUGCCCAUGCCCAGCUUCUGGAUAUGGAGAUCAGUGCUCAGGAAAGGGAGGGCUCACCCUGCACAGAGCCCAUCAGUACUGCACCUGUAGGGUAGGAAGAGAUGCAAUAAGUGGUCUUCGUGGUGCCUGAAGCCCCUAAGUGAGAUUGGGUUGGGUUUUUUGGCUUUGGGGAUUUUCCCCUUUCUUUUUUUUUUCAGUUAGGUUGGGAUGAUUUGUUUUCCUCCCUUCCCUCCAAAAAAUUCUGCAGGAUUUAUGCACUAUGAACAGAUGUGUGCAAGGAGCAGCAGUAGCCUGCCAGCCCAUCACUGCAGCCUGGAAGGCAGAGGGCACAUGUUGUCAGCCCCAGGGGCUGUGUGCUGCCAGCCCCGAGGGCUUCCGCUCGCUUUUAGAAGUGGGUGAGAGAGAAGUGUGUUCAGCUCAAGAAGUGCAAUUCUGUGGGGUUUAGAAUCCCUCACACAGGCUUUGUGAUGCAAAGUAAGUUUCCACUUCAUUUUCUUUUUGGUUAAUGUAACUGUGUCUUGAGCUCACCAUGCUCAAGUCGGCAAAGAGGCAGGAAGGGAGGCUCGGGCACAAGAGGCAGGUGAAAGCUCUCUCCCUAAGCAGCCUGGGACUGGCUUUGAUGCUAAGUGGGAAACAGGGCAGGAGGAGCAAAACAAUGCCCAAGAGCUGAGCAGAGAAGCCAGAGGCACCAGCACUUUGCAGGACUGGCUGGGGAGCAUCCCCCUCAAGGAUUAGCUUUACAUCCCACUCAGCUUGGGGUAUCAUGGCAGGUGCUCUGGUGUGGAUGCAGCUCAGAGCUGAGCACCCCAAAAAGGGAACCCUUGCACCCCAGCACCACGAGAGCCCCAGGAAGCUGCACCCCGUAAGAGCACUACUUCCAAGGAGAAGCUGGGAGCAAAAGGGUAGAUUACAGUAGGCAUUUAAGUAAAUAAGGAGGAGAUUUAUUUUUUUAAAGCUAUAUAACCAUAGAAUGUCUCCCAGUAUUUUCCUGUGGGUACUGUGGGGAACUGCUGAAUGUGAAGAGUUUCUUGAUAAAAUGCCCUUUGGCUUUUUUUGCACAGAUUCGCCCCAGAAAAGCUCAUUGUUCAGGGUGGGGUAUUGAGUUUGUGGCUGGAGUCCAGCAGGUCGCUGGGGCUCUCUGGGAAGGAGUAAAUGUUUCUGAGUGUCUGGGCUGAAUGCAGAGGACAAUCCCGGGAUUUAUGUUCAAAGCUGCCCCAAAGAAAAAGUUUAUCCCAACUCCUACUCAGCGCAGCUGGUUGGACUGCUCAUCUUCGGCAAAGCGGCAGCUUAGUCACCACGUUAGUCUUGAGUGUCUGAGUUUAGCACUGGUCCAUACAAAGGAGUGGUGCAAUUGCAGACCAGCACUUUUCCCUCCCUUUCCCCCCCUUUUUUCUUUUUCUUUCCUUUCUUUUUCUGUUGCCUUUUUUUUUUCCUUUCCUUUUUGGAGGUAUGUUAAAUACUGAGAUAAAUCAUUUGUAGCUGAGCCCUGUCUCCCUUUCCAUUCUAAGCAUCGUAGUCCCAUCCCCAACAACCUCAAGCAAUAGAGCCAAAUGCAGCCUUUGGGUUUCAUUCCUCUUCCCUUGCCCACCCUGAGGUCGGGGGCAGUGGGGGCAGCAGUGCCCACAGCCACAGCUGUGGUACAGCACCAAGCCAAGAGCCACGCUGCGGUAAAUACUGAGUUGGGGAGGGAAUGUGUUUUUGCAUGUAAGAAAGAGAAAGACUAAAUUGAUGCAUUUCUUGAGAAAGGUGUAAGAAUUUCACCUAAAAAGGGGCACAUCUGCUUUGAUAUUUAUAUUAAAAAAAAAAAGCUAAAUUCUGUCUUUUUCUUCUGUUUUUUUAAGUAAAAGGACACUGCUAAUAAUUAUUAGGGGCCAAUUCUGCCUCGCAGCUUCAAGCCGAAUGAGUUCUACUUAACUCUGCAAAUUUUCUACCUGCAGAGUAAGUAGAAGUAGCAGAAUUGACCUCUCUGUGAUUAAGAAUCAAGUUUUUAAUCUGUUGGUUUGGUUUGGGUUUGGUUUAUUUUUUUAAUUGGUAGUGGUUUUUUAUAUUUGACUUAAUUUCCCUGCCCCCCCCCCCCCGCCCAGUUCCGUUCCGUUGUGUCCUUAUUUAUGUAAUAUACUUUAACCUUAAAAGACAGGCAUGGAUUCUUAUGCCUUUCCUUUAUUAUCAUUAUUAUUAUGGUUGUUAUUAUUUUUAAAAGAGAGAUUUAUUUCUAGUGUGAUUUAACUGUCUACCUUCUAAAACCAGAGAACGUUUUCUUGUAUUUUUACAUUGUCAGAUUCUAUAGUUUCAUAGAUAAUUUAACCAAAUCGCUCAAUGUAUGACCUGUAUCUAUCCCGUGGGUAUAAAAGUUCUAUUUUAAAUUGUGUAAAUACUUCAGAACUGGCUUCUUUUUCCAGACUCCCCUGCCGUGGAGUUACUUGUUUACAUCAAAAAGACUGUAGAAUCUCUACGCUCAUGUACUGUAAAUAGUGAUCUGCCUAUAACUAAACGACAACAUAUAUACUAUAAAGUGGAAAGAGAAAAAGGAACAA
Molecule: messenger RNA, 8535 nt
Organism: Pogoniulus pusillus (Red-fronted tinkerbird)
Lineage: Eukaryota; Metazoa; Chordata; Aves; Piciformes; Lybiidae
Gene: PPARGC1B
Product: PPARG coactivator 1 beta
Exons: 11
Coding region: 561-3476 (971 amino acids)
Biological process (GO): positive regulation of transcription by RNA polymerase II
Cellular component (GO): nucleus
Molecular function (GO): RNA binding; transcription factor binding
Source: RefSeq, a predicted model, not a curated record